Hevea brasiliensis (rubber tree) is the source of this 1287-nucleotide messenger RNA. RefSeq names its product lysM domain-containing GPI-anchored protein 1-like. Bases 1 to 1287 code for a protein of 428 amino acids. Lineage: Eukaryota; Viridiplantae; Streptophyta; Magnoliopsida; Malpighiales; Euphorbiaceae. The transcript is spliced from 7 exons. The record is from RefSeq and is a predicted model, not a curated record.
AUGAAGAAUCAAAUCGGAACCAAUUUUGAAGGAAAAAGAAAAAGAAAAAAGAAAAAUCAAGCACAGUUUCUGCUUUCUAUACUACUGAUUAUUAUUUUCCCUAAUGCUACACAUGCAAAAUCUAUGAUCGAACCAUGCAGCUCUUCAGAUUCUUGCCCUUCUCUUCUCUCAUAUAUUCUACCUUUUGAUUCUCAGCUUUCUGAGAUUGCCUUUCGCUUCCAAGUAAGCGUUUCUGAUAUCUUAGCAGCAAACUCUAUCAACCGAACAACACCAUCCCUUCAUAACCUAAUUUUUCAUGCCAAAUCUCUCCUUAAAAUGCCCAUUUCUUGUCCAUGUGUGGAUGGCAUCCGACGGUCUAGAUCGACCACUUACAUUGUCCGGCCAGCUGACACCGUCGAUUCUAUAUCAGAGGGAUUUGGAGGACUAGUUAGUGGAGAGCAAAUUCGUAGCACUAAUGGUAUUAAUGCAAAGAACCCGCUGAUGAAUGGGCAGCCACUGGUAAUACCUUUGCCUUGCACGUGCUUCAACAACAGUGAUAAUGGUGUUCCUGCAGUGUAUAUGUCAUAUGUGGUGCAGAGAGGGGAGAGCUUGGGCGGCUUAGCAAUGGAGUUUGGCACUGCUGUUGCAGAGGGUUUUUUACUAAAGCACUUGGAGGCUGUUAAUGGACUUGGCCAACCAGUGAUUGAUGCUGGUGACAUUUUUGCUAUUCCAAUUUCAUCGUGUUCAUCUGCAAAUCUGAACUGGCACAACGAGAGUCUAAUAGUUCCAAAUGGUUCUUAUGCUCUAACUGCCAACGACUGCAUCAAAUGCAUUUGCUUGCCAAGCAAUCUCAGCUUGCAGUAUUUAGCAUCUGGCAUUGGGGUCUCAUGUUCUCAUUUACAAUGCAAAGACUCUCAUCUUUUCAUAGGGGACAUACAUGUGAUCCAUACUGCAAAAGGUUGCAGUGCAAGUGCUUGUGUUUACCGUGGGCAUUAUGGCCUCAAAAUUUUCAGAAGUUUGUUAAAUUCCUCAAGCGUUCAAUGUCCAGGUAAUAAUCAAAGUAAUUACAAUAAUGCAAUACCUCCACUGGAUUCUCCCUCAUUUAAUCCUAUGUGCCCAUCUGUAGCAUUACCUCCAUUGUUAUCACCAUCUUCAGCUCCUUAUCCAACAGUUGGGAUUGAUGGUUCUAAAUCUAAUCCAAGGAAUAACCAGAAUUUCAAUAUUUCUAGUUUUGGAGAACUGAGUAUUACUCACCCUAAACGGUGUAUUUCAUUCCUUGUGGAACUUGUCUUUUGCCUUUUCUUGUGA